Teleopsis dalmanni is the source of this 5570-nucleotide messenger RNA. RefSeq lists its product as uncharacterized. The transcript is spliced from 10 exons. The coding region runs from base 1992 to 4769 and encodes 925 amino acids. Gene Ontology annotation, biological process: transmembrane transport. Gene Ontology annotation, molecular function: monocarboxylic acid transmembrane transporter activity. The record is from RefSeq and is a predicted model, not a curated record. Lineage: Eukaryota; Metazoa; Arthropoda; Insecta; Diptera; Diopsidae.
GAGAACAAGUUGCGAAAUGCGUUGAAAAUAACAAUAAAUUGAGUAAACGAAAACAGAAAACGGUUUAGUUUAUGAAAGUAGAAAAACGGAAAGCAGCGGGCGAAAGCGGAGCGCUUUUUUCUAAUUUGUAUUGUAAAAAUAUCGCAGUGUCGGCAGUGCUUGAGGUUUUUAAAAUAGUGAAGUAGUGAAGUAGUGAAGUAGUGAAGAGUCGUGCAUUGCGACUCGCAGAAGAUUGUCUUUGUUUUUAAUUUCAAAUUCCCGCAGUUCUGUUGUUGUUGCUGUUGUUUGAGUAUUUAUAUUUGUUCCAUAUUUACAUCCAUCUGUCUUGAGUCCGGACGUCUGCCUCCGCAUCUAUUGGGGCCAUUCCUUUAAAAGCGGAAACUUACAAACUCAUGUUUGCCACAUUGAUAUGCGUCCACUAAAGAUUUCGUUCCAAAAUAAACACAUGCAAAUUCGAAACUCAAGGCAAAUAGAAAGAGCAAUUAAUUUUUUCAUUUUUUGCAGUUUAUUCCGAUGAGAAUGAAGUAAUAAUGCUUAGAAGAUUUAAAACGAAUUUAAAGGAUUUUCAUAACACUCUAGCAAAACAUAUUAUAAGCUCAAUAUGGACACUAAGGAUAUAUGUACCCAUCAAUGCACACACACUUACACAAAAGCACACAAACUGACUUUGACACGGACAUACGCACAGAUACAUGAGUAGGAGAAGAUAAUCUUGCAAUCAAAUUUCUUAGUACUUAGCAGUGCUUGGCCCAUUGCAAGUUUCUGAUUGAAGGACUAAAAGGGGACAGAUCUUCUUGCCUUCUUGUCUGCUUGCCUGCCUGACUGCCUAAUUGCCUGAUUGCCUGAUUGCCAGAUUGCCAGAUUGCUUGCCUUCGUGAUUGUUUUGUCAUACAUCUUCAAACACACAAACUUUUUUAAGGGUACUUGAGCGGAAGAGAAAGGUGAAAACGUGACAAUAUUCAUUUUGAAAGGAUUGUGCAUUUUUAAAGCAAGAACAGUAACUCGAGAAGUGUAAAGCCGUCGGAUACAUAAGAAACUUAUAUUCUUUUUCAUACUAAAUUGAUUAGGACUAGAAAUGUACAUAGUAUCUAGCUUAAGUAGAGAUAUUUCAACGAAAAAACGACUGUAAGCCACACGUGUUCUUUAGCAGACAGGAGUCAUCAUAUUUGUUCUAUUUUCGCUGGCGUAGAGAGUUUGCGAUCUACUAGGGGACAGCAAAUAUCUAUUGUUUUUAUUGGUUUCGUAAAUAAAUGUUCUUCUUUAUUCAUUAUACAGAGUAAAAUGUAUAAAUGAAUGCUUGGUCAUAAAGAACAGUUCCAGUUGGAGUAUUGGCAUUACUGAAAGCGCAAGCAUAAUUGUUGUUACCCACUUUGAAAGGCGGGUUUUUAGUUGAUCAUAAGAUGAUAAUCAAUUGUUCAUGUGAAUGUGAUAACAGUGAUAAAUCCUCGUGCCGCUACGAACGUCGGCUGCACAGUAUCAUGGCAGAUGGUGAUACCUAUCGACGACUUUCAAAUUGCUCAACUUCUUUAUAUAGUAGUUGUCCACAAUUAUACCAAGAGAAUCCAAAUUAUCACUUAUCAUUGGCUGAAUCUGCAAAAAGUAAAGACUCAUAUCAAAGGAAACAUAGUACCUUAGUAAGCCGUCAGCAAAGAAGUCCUGUAUUGUGUCAUAAGUGCGCUGUGUGACGAAGAAAUAAUCAAACUUGUUUACAUCCGCAAAGGAAAUCAAAUGACUUUUCCACCAAGGAAAGUACGACUGUUACUGUAAGGCCACAAGCUUCCACUGAGCCUGAUGUAAAAGCACGUUUACAGGAAAAACUAAAAGAAGCAUUAACGCUUUCAGUUGUAGCACCAGCUAUCAACACUACUCGUUAUCUCUGUUUAAAUUGUAGAUUCAAUAAUCAACCAAUAUCGUGGUGGGUUUCCUGUCCUCGAUUAUCCAAUUUGGGUUCCACAAAAUCAACUAACGCUCCGGUAUCGACAACAAAAGCAAUGACGUCUCAUCAACAGACUCAAACUGUACCCGAUCCUGAGAAUUCAUAUGACUUUAAGCACAAAUCCAACAAUCAACAGAGAAAACAUCAACACCAACAUCAACACCAUCAUCAGCAACGCCAACACCAACAACCACAGCCACAACAACAACAUCAGCCAGAUCAGAGGAUAGGAAGUGCAGCCUCUCCAAAUUUGCAAAAUGCCAAAAGCCAAUUAAAUAGUGGCAAAGUGUACUUGAAGCAUGAUUUUUUGCAGUUUCCUGUCGAUGGUGUAGCGAAGAGAAAUUUUGCACAACCCAAGCCGCAUAUGCAACAUAAAACGUUCUCCCAAACAGCUGUACCACUGCCAAACUAUAACCUAAGUGACAGCUAUGCAACAUUACCGUUAACUGCGAACACGUCGAACAGAGCUGGCUAUUGCCGUAGUCGGGGCGUCGAUUAUUUUUGUCAUUUUCAAGGUAUCAAUCGAGCCUCCCCAGCACUGCCACCAAUAUCUGCGUGCACCUGCACUAAUUCAUCCUUUCAACAAUACCAGCGAGCAGCAAUGUUACAUCCUCCACAGGCAGUUUAUAAUCAAAGAAUUGGGAACGGCUGUCACUACAAAUAUGAGCAUGAAAAUAACUACACCGAUGAUGAUGAUUCUAUAUAUCCGAAAUUACUUGAUCAGGAGUUUCGUUUACUGCAUCAUAAUGUUCCAGCACUCAGACGAACUGAUGUGGAUAUAUCUGGAAUACGACAAUACUUCUAUCCAGAUGGCGGUUGGGGUUGGAUUGUUUGCGGUGUUUCUUUCCUAAUUCACAUACUUAGUUCAGGUUUUCAGUUGUCAUAUGGAUUGUUAAUGUUUUACGCGGCAGACCACUUAUCAAAACCUCGAAGUUUUGAAUGGUUAGGAGCGUUAAGUUGGGCCAUUUCUACAAUAUUAUCUCCUUUUGUGGUGACGCUCUGUGAGAGAAAGCUGACACGUCUGUUAGCAGUUGUUGGUGGCUUAGUUUUACCCUUAGGAAUUCUAUUUACAUCUUUUGCAACAGAACUGGAACAUAUUAUUUUUAGUUAUGGUAUAAUUUUUGGUAUUGGAGUUGCAAUGGUACGUGAAUCCUCCACAAUAAUGCUAGGAAAUUAUUUUAAACGCAGACGGCAGUUUGUUGAAAUGGUUGCUAUGUCAGGGGAAGGUGUUGGUAUAGCACUUUUCUCAGUUAUACUAAAGGAAGGCGUUGGAAAAACUGGUUGGCGACUUGGACUCCAAAUAAUAGCUGCUAUGUUAGCUGUCAGUUUCUUUAUUGGCUUGAUAUAUAGACCCGCUUCCCUAUACCAUCCCCAAAGAAGAGCUAUACAACAUUUAAAAAAUCAACGAAGAAAGGUACGUGAGAAAGGAUUUCAAUCUCACCUGGUUGGACGUUCGACUGUACAACAGUUUUUCCUGGACAUAUCAUUGUUAAAGUCUACUACUAUUAAAGUGCUUCUAAUGAUUUCAGGAAUAGCUGCUCUCGGCUUGUAUACGCCAAUGUUUUUAAUGUCACUACAUGCGAUUAAGGAAGGUUCUGAUAUUCAGGACAUUGUAUUACUUCAAACCUUUUUGGGUUUAUCUACAGUAUUAGGGGUUAUACUGGCGGGUUCAUUGAUACAUAAGCCUAUAAGAGUAAGACGUUUUACUACAACAACGCAGUUGAUUUCUCAAAUAUUUAUAUCGACUGUGGCCAUAGCCAUACUCUUCUUAUCAUUUGUAAUGGGAUAUCGAGGAUUGUGCAUACUAAGCUGGAUAUAUGGCAUAGGAUUCGGAGGAUUUCGAUAUUCAUUUAAAAUGCUGGCGUUAGAACGUAUAAAACAUAAACAUUUCUCAAAGACGUGGGGUGUGCUGAGAGGUGUUGAAUCUGUACCAGUGUUAAUAAGUGUGCCGUUAACAUCGUUUCUUAAUGACUACUCGCUUAAAUACGGUCGUGCAGGUUAUUAUAUAUGCUCAGCUGCUGCUGCGAUUGCUGGAAUAAUUAUAUUUUUUAUAAACUAUUCAAAUAUGCAGCAUAGUUCACUAAGUAGAAAAUAUGGAAAUGGUGCAAUUCCUGCACCGCCUGCAAGACCCGCAGUACAUCGUUACCGCGCCAAUUGUAGAACUAUCCCACCUCUAGACAAUUUUUUGUAUAGCAAUUGCGAACUCAAUGCACCAGAUCUAUUAAACCGCAGUUGCAUAAGCCUUAAUCAAUUAGGCAGUGAACAUUCACACGUUGCAGCUUGCGGUCAUCUAAGACCCAAUUACGCUCAACACAUCCCUGCAUCCUGUCAAACCUACCACAGAACUUACCCUGAUCGCUGUGAUAAGAAUUCUGUUGUACCAACAAAUCUAAACAAUCGUAAAGGAAAGCGUCUACAGAAAAGUUUGUCAUUUAUACACAAUUCUUGCUGUUGUGAGGGGCGUUUGCUUUUCAAAUGCUACAAUAAUUGCCAUGGAUUAUGCAAAUGUGCACGCUGCAAUAGAACUGAUUUAACACCACCCUUACUUUGCACAUGCAAUUCCACCUCUUUUAUGCAAAACUCGAGAAGCCAAAGUGUACCAGAAGGUCUUUCCAGUAAGUCACAACAAUGUAUGUGCAAGCCAUCUACACAAUAUUUAUUUGUACCAAAAAGUCCAGCGCAAUCUCAGAGCUAUACUAAGGACUGCUGUCAUUCAUCGAGGGAUAUACACAUUCAACACAGAGGCUUAAAUACUCCAGGAUAUUUUCGACAGCGCUCAAAAUCACUAUCAAAACCAAUACAUUUAGUAGAGCAAAUAACUACUUCCGUUUAGAUAUGUAUCUCAACUUUCUUCUGUGCCAUAUCUGUCAUGCUUAAAAAGAAUGGCCCACCGUUGUUGUAUAAACAUUUUUAGUUUUACCUUUAGGAUAUUUUCUCUUCAAAUCCUACCCUUUUAGCCUUUAACCUUAGUUAUAUUGUAUGUAAAAUCAAAAACGUAGUCAAUUUAUUUAAAAUUUCAUGGAAAGAUCUUUAGCGCUUUUAACUUCAAACUCUAAUAGCUUUUUAAAAAUUAUAUAUGCCCCUUAUAACACUUCAAAUUUGUCAGAAUUUUCGGAAUAAAAUAUUAUUCAUCCAAAACCGAAUGUCUUGAAAAUAACAGGUCAGAAGGAAUCGAAAUUUAUACAUGUCUCUUUUUUUGAACCUCUGGCCUCUAUGUCGUAUACCGCAUAGAAUUAUAUUUAGCAAUGCGAACAUCAUACAAGCGCAUUUAUUGUACUUGAAAUAACUAGCUACCUUAUAACUUGAGCUUGCAGAUGCAAUAGGGGCCAGAUAAAACUAUCUGUAAUCUUUCAUACAAUCUGACAAUCUGAAAAAUUCCUUAAGAGGAAGUCCUGUAACUGGUUAGAAAAUUCAUACCAAGUUUAAUAUGCGAUAUACACUUUACGUAAUAAAUGGAUGUAUAUGGAUGUGAGACAUCUCCACUAUACAAAUCCAACUCAUAAAGCGUGACUGUAGAAUAUAUUUCCAUAAAAUCAUUGUAAUGUUUAUUUUGUAUGAUAUCCAGUGUUUUGAGAUACAGUCUAUAAUUUUUCUGAAAUUAUACACAUAAUUAAAUUUGCUUUCGAAAAUUGUA